AAAGUAUAAAACACCAAACUGAACUGCCUUUCAGCAGCAAUUCACAAUGGAACGGACCCUAGCAGUACUGCUCUGUUUACAGAGUAGCCUGCUUGUUACUGCCUUUCAAUGUUCAGACAAAGUGAUCAUCUCAGCGGUGAAAGAAUACAAUGUGGAAAAUACACACAAACAUUGGUUUGACUGUAUACAAGUGAACACCGUAGAUUCGGAGAGUGGAAAAACAAAGCGAGAUGUACAGAUGCAGGGAAACAAUAAACUGAAACGUCGACCUGGAAUGUUUUCCCUUGCAUCCAGAACUUCCAGUCAACAGCUAACUGAAUCACCACCAGUCCUUCCAGUAUUGGAUUCAGCUAGAGGAAGAACAAAGCGAGAUGUACAGAUGCAGGGAAACAAUAAAUUGAAACGUCGACCUGGAAUGUUUUCCCUUGCAUCCAGAACUUCCAGUCAACAGCUAACUGAAUCACCACCAGUCCUUCCAGUAUUGGAUUCAGCUAGAGGAAGAACAAAGCGAGAUGUACAGAUGCAGGGAAACAAUAAAUUGAAACGUCGACCUGGAAUGUUUUCCCUUGCAUCCAGAACUUCCAGUCAACAGCUAACUGAAUCACCACCAGUCCUUCCAGUAUUGGAUUCAGCUAGUGGAAAAACAAAGCAAGAUGUACAGAUGCAGGAAAACAAUAAAUUGAAACGUCGACCUGGAAUGUUUUCCCUUACAUCCAGAACUUCCAGUCAACAUCUAACUGAAUCACCACCAGUCCUUCCAGUAUUGGAUUCAGCUAGUAAAAAAGUCAAGCGAGACACACAGUCAACUACGAAAAAACCCAAGAAAACUCGUCCUGGAUCAUACAGCACAUUGUUAUUGCCAGACCAGGGUAGAAGAGCCCAACAAGAUGUCCAGACAAGGAAGUGAAAUGAAGGCUUCAUAUAUACCAAGUGAACAGCAUUUGUAGCUAAUGUAUUUAGUAAAUAAGAAAGCAAAGACAACAAACCAUGGAGUCCUUUUUAGCAAUAAUGUACAUGAUUUUUUUUAAACCAAUUGUAGCUAACAAAAUAAUUCCAUAAGUUUUGUGCACCUCCAUUUGUUAUGUAUGCCUCAAAUAUCCAGUUUUGAAGCCCAUGUUAUUUUAAACAGGUAUUUUCACUUUAAAACAUAACUGGUACUACACUUGAUAAUUGAAACCUUUAUUUUAUACCCGCGCUUUCAGAUAGAGUUGUACUUAGUUGGUAAUUUCGCCUGGAGGGGAAUAUUGUCCCCACCCCUUCAAUGGCUUAUUUCCUGUCAAUAACCAAUCAGCUGUUUCCCCUAUUGACUGACAUGCUUUUAGCCAGUAACAUUCCAUGACCCAGAAUACACUGCUGAGGUGAAAUGGAGCAGGGGGUGCAAGGGCACUGCCAUAUUAAAAUGCUCACCUGAAAAUAGUGGUAUCAUCUGAAAUACCCACAAGGACCUUCACACCCAUCGUAUAAAUAUCAGCCAUCUGCAGUGUGGAGCUCAGAAAGAGUAUACAAUAUUCCGUGGAGACUAGGUGACAUAUUUCACCUUUUAAACAAGGUUGCGUAAUUGGGAAAAAUUGACUGUAAAAAAGGCAAAGAACAUUUUAACUUCCUUUAAUCUAACAUAUUAACAGAUAUAUUUUAAAAUGAAAAUUGCACAAUUACAAAACUGCGCAUUUGAGACCUAUGUAGCUAAUGGAAGUGAUAAACAAUGAACUACUCAUUAAUACUGGUUCUGCUGUAUAUAGGGGUGGAAAAAAAUUCUUAAAAGUUUAAAACAAAAUUUAUGAUUGAGUCAUUAAAAUGAUAAAAUUACACCUUCACAUUUUCCCUUGGAGAUUAAAAUCUAAGUCAACCAAAAGGAGCAGAACUGAUAAGCUAUAGAGCAGUGGAAAACAAUGUAAUUAAAUAAAGCAAUCCAGCCAGCAUUCUAAAAUGGGGGGUCUUUGCAUAUUCAGUUCACGGGUACAGAUCUGCGCAGUGAGUAAUAACCAGUUCCAAAGUCUUAUGCACAUUUUCUCAUGCUUGUCUCCACUUGAAGAGCAGUUAUUUUAUUGUUGAUUGCUGUAUAAUGCUAUCACCAUAAUGGCAAAAUUCAUAUUCAUUUAACAUAAAACAAAAUACUUAUGCUGAAACAAAUGCACAAUAACAGUAAUAUGUUUCUGUAUUAUCAUGACUUCCAUAAAUAUUAUAAUUAAUGUUAUUAAAAACAUCUUAGCAUGAUUGUCUAUAGGAAGCACUGUGUCUACCUUGUGUUUGCACUGUCAGAAAAGCCUCACACUGUUUCUCACUCCUCCAAUGAUAUUUAAUAAAAUAAAUACAUAUUUGUACUUUAUAAGGCCUACAGCUGUGGCCAAAUGUAUUGCAUCACUUAGAAUUUUAGGAUUGAGAUAUCAUUUUAAAAAAUUGGCCAUAGCUGUAUAUUACAGAACAUCUUAGCUUCUUUACAUGCUGUUCAAAUUAAUCAAUAGGUAUUCUAAGAAGCAUAUGAGAUUAUGAAUGGCAACUGCCUGUUUUUAAUAUUUUAAUAAAUAUAUUAUCUUUA
Acipenser ruthenus (sterlet) is the source of this 2536-nucleotide messenger RNA. RefSeq lists its product as uncharacterized. Bases 47 to 907 code for a protein of 286 amino acids. The record is from RefSeq and is a predicted model, not a curated record. NCBI's taxonomy places the organism in Eukaryota, Metazoa, Chordata, Actinopteri, Acipenseriformes, Acipenseridae. The transcript is spliced from 11 exons.